This is a messenger RNA of Xyrauchen texanus (razorback sucker), 2068 nucleotides long. Its product is annotated as von Willebrand factor A domain-containing protein 7-like. The transcript has 7 exons. The coding region runs from base 190 to 906 and encodes 238 amino acids. The record is from RefSeq and is a predicted model, not a curated record. Lineage: Eukaryota; Metazoa; Chordata; Actinopteri; Cypriniformes; Catostomidae.
AAGACUGCAGAAGUGUGCCGAGAUAUAAACACCGCUCAGGGACGAGACUUUACACUAACAAUCGACAACAGACUGAAUUCAACUGCUGUCCUAAGAGCCUGCUCCAGUUCAAAUUCUGGUAAAUUACAACUAUUUAGUUUUAAUUUGGCUCUUACUGAGACUGGCCUUAGCAAUGCAGCAGUGGAUGGGAUGCAAUUUAGUGCUCCGUAUCAUUUUGAUAAUGAGGCUUUCAGAGAGGGACGGGAAAUCAUCACUCAGGGCCUAGACGCAGUGAAAGCCAGCAUGAAGGCGGGGAGCUUUUCAUCCGCCCGCAUCAGACUGGGGAUUGUGUGUCAUACUGUACAGGAUUUCUAUAGCCAUAGUAACUGGGUGGAACUGGGAAACACUGCUCCUUUCAGCAACCUGAUCAGUCCUGGCCUUCCCCUCAACAACCUAGCAGGCCUCAACACAGCAACAUGCAGAAGUUGCGAUGGAGAAAACUGCAGUAACAACAUUCUCCCAGAGAUCCUGCAGCAGAAGCUAUUAACUUCAGGAUAUUUUAGCCUUCUCUCUUCCACCAAACCUGCAGGCAAGUGUAGCCAUGGUGGCUUGUUUGACAGGACUAGUUCAAGUGAACCCAGUGGAGGCAUCAAUAAGGAUGAGAUCAGCUCUAGUCAUGGCUUCCUACACCACCGUGCUGCAGACCUGGCAUUCUUUGCUACCAUGGACUUGCUGGAAGACAUUCGAAGGGCCACAGGCAACCAAGCCUAUCUUCGAUUGAUGGGUUUCAGACAGGCCUCAGUGCUGGCUUUUGUUUUUGACACCUUAGACCGUUUUUUGGAUGACUUUGAAGAGACCAAGAGAGGUCCUGCAGUAUCAUUGAAAGCAGGAGAGGAACACCAGAGGAACCUUCAGAGUACAUUCUAGUCCCUUUAAUGAUCUAGCCUAAUGCCACAGGAGAACCUUUUUAUUUCCAAUGUUCCCUUGGAAACCACUAAAAUGGCUUUAUUCACGAAUGCACAAACAUCCUGCAUGUACCAUCCUGCACACUCCCUUAAAGAGAUUCUAAGAUGUGGGCUGCGAUCUGCAUAAGCAACCUCUGUUUGGUCUUACAAACUGGUGUUGUCUAUCGCCGAUUGGAUGUAUUUCUGUCCGAGAACACUUGAUGGUACAGGCCUAGAGUCUUGUCUUAAGAUUUUAUUCACACAAGAGCACAGCCAUGGAGGAUCCAGCAGCAACCUAUUGCCCAAAAUGAACUGUGGCAGGCUUUGGAUGCAGAAUAGGACUGUGGGAACAGAAGAUUGUAGAGGAAGUACCAUUGCAGUCAAAAUUUGAAACUGGAAAGCAAAGCAAACCAUAUAAAAAAAACAAUUACUAUAACUAAGAACUAAUUACAUUUGUUAGGAAAUUACAACACCUGAUUCUCUUGUUUCCAAACUAAGAAAAAAAUGCAUCGACUAUAUUUGCUGUUGCUGGCUGAGAUGCAUGGACUAGGGCACCUUUUUUUUUUAUUCAAAGUGCACUGUGCAUAUCGUUUUUGAUAUUGUAGGUAAUGUAGAGUCAAGUUGUGAUGUGUGUAUCUUAUGAUUACAGAUCUUGGACCUCUCAUAAGGACUGAAAAAGUGGAUACUUUCAAAAAGCGAAUCAAUUCCUUUUCAGCAUCUGGUCUAGGAGACCUCCCAGAGAUGUGCUUAUCAGGACAUAUGUCUUUGUCUGUUAAAUAUUUGUUUAAACAUUUAAUAUAUUAAGAUGUUAUGAUGUUUGUUAUUGUAACACUCUCUACCAAAUCUUAGAAUAAGUUGUUAUACUGGGCUCAGAUUUGAGGGCCACAAUGAAGCCCAACUAAAAGAAUGUUAUGAUGUUAAUCUUAAAUGUCCCUGUCUUUUGUGUUUUACUGUCUUAUGGGCCUUCUAUUUGGCAUUUGUUUUCACUGAUGCUGUAGCAAAGGAUUUGGCAUUGAAAAGCACAAUGGAGGCCAUGAUUGAAAACAGUCAACAGUGAAUUCCUGCAGAAAUUCAAAUGGUUUUAUUUCUGUUAGGCUCAAUUCUCUGUCUGCGGUAUGUUAUGGAUGUCAAAAUGAAUAAAUAAU